CUACUCUCUUUGCACCUGAAAUGCAUCAGCAGGUCGGCAUUGGUUUCUUGUGAGUUCCGUAUGGAUUUUAGGCUUAACGAAAUCGAUUUCAAUUUCAUCUCCGAGUCAGUCGUGUCAGUAAUUCAUGCCCAGCGUCAAGCUCCUCUGUUAUUUUUUUCUGUUUUUUCUUAGUUUUAGUCUGAAAGAAUCUUCUUUUUUUUUUUCUGGAAUGACCGAAGGAGGUCAUUCAAUAUAAUUAAGAUAGGAAGAAAAAGUUAAAAAAAAAGUUUUACGUCGACAGCUGGCUGUCGAGGAAGGAUGUGCACCAGAGCACACACCCCGAACCAUGUGCCAACCGUCCAAACACACACUACAGAGAGGAAAGCCAAGCACCGAACUAGCCAUCGCUAUGCGAGACCGAUCGCCACUGAGCUAACGACACCACUACGACACGAAGACUCUAAAAUAACACCCUCACGAGGGUCACGACGCCAAAAGACACCGCUGUCAUCCAUCCAAAGACUGGACAAGGUUUUCACCCAGAGCUCCUUGCCGAGGGAGGAGGGAUACCUCAACAGUGCCCUCAAGAGGGUUACUACGCCCGAAGACGAAGUCACUAUUGGCCCAAAGAAUUGGGCUAAGCUUUCGCUCGGCACCCUCUACCACCAUGGUACGUCACCCAAUCCGAAUCCGCCAUCUGAACAUCGGCGGCACAUGGCUUCCACCACACCUGACCGACGCCCCUCCAUCGGCCGGCUUCAUUGAACCACCAUCCCUAAGAACUGGCCUAGGACCUCUCCGUUCCACCACUUGCUGGCCUCCUCACCAGAUCUGGCCGAAGGAGAACCUGGGAUUGGAUGGCAUUGCUUCAGCAGCCUGAGCUUCCCCCGCUGACAAGCUGCCGCCUCAAUCCAGUCUAAAACUCCCCAUAACGAAGGGGAGGAGCUCCAAAAAGGGUGAGGAUGCUGACCGGCAACGAGGAAGACGACCCACCGCUGCCAGCUCCCUUAGCACAACCAUCUGGGCCUGCGCCAACGGUGGAAACGUUGCCGCUCUGGCUCCGGUGCCACCCGCCUGCGCUCCCAUUGCCCAGCCGCCGCUCCCCACCUAGCCACCACGGCGGCAUCCCGGUUGCCCAGCCGUCGAGGCCUGGCCGCUCGCGCCCGCACCGGCGAGCCACGGCCGCCGCGCCCAGCCGCCACUCGCCCACUCCUCAUCGCCGUCGAAGGCUCGGCUGGAACCGGACUGCACGCCUGCGCCGUGCGCGUUCGCACCCCGCCGGACGGACGCACCCCCUGCCUCCAUGCCCGCGCCGGCGCUCGGCCUCCUCGCCAGUGCCGCUCCCCGCCGCCAUGCCACUGCUGUUCCCCGCCGCCACGCCACUGCCGCUCCCCGCCGCCCUCCCACCGCCGAUGGUUCGGGGGCCAGCCUCCCACGCCGGGGAGGCCGGAUCCGGAGGGGAGGGGAGCGGAUCUGGUCGUCGGCCGCCGCUCUGCGCCGUUGGCACCUCCUGCCCGAGCUCACGCCGCGCUGCACGCCGUCGCCCCCGCCGCACGCACCGCACGCCGCCGCCCCCGCCGGUGGGGCUGUUUCCGGGCGGGGCGGUGCCGGAUCCGUCGCCUGGCGCCGGAGAAGUCGUCGCACCGUGCACCGCCGACCGCCGCCUCCCGAACGAUGCGCUGCUCCGCCUCCUGCGUCGAGGAGGACCUUCGCCGGCUUGAUUUCCCCGCCGCCACCUUCCCAGCCGGCCGCGCGGUUUCCGGCGGCGGCGAGGCGUCGAGAGAGGUGGGGAGGGGUGGCGGCGCGGUUGGCUAGGGUUUCGCCCCAAGCCGCCCGCGCGAGAGCGACGCGGGGCGCGCGCGAGUCAUCCUCCACCUAAAAGAAACUACAGACAUGAAUAAGAGCUGGGCUCUGAGAUGGUCAAUCUUGCAUAAACAAACCACUGGCAUCAUGCUAACAUGCCAGAGAUGAGAGCCAAUAAUCUUCUCAAAGCAGGUGAGUGAAGUGAAGCAUAAAACUUCUACUCUUACAGGCUGCAUAUACAUUCACUGAAAGUUCUGAAAGUAGCAAGAAAAUUAAUAUGCAGAAGCCCGAAGGUUUAGACAGAUUAUGCUGUCAAAUUGCACAAUGAUGCAGUCUAUUUCAUGUCUUAGAUUAUUUUAUGUAUCACAAUCUGCAGCAUAUCAGGCAUACUCCCUUUAGACAUGGAAGUACUAUAGAAUUGCCUACUGCAAGCUUACAAAUAGGAGUACAUUCAGAGAUGUAAUGAGAAUGCCUAUAAUGAGUUUGUAAUGUGAAUUUUCUGCACAAAAUUGUACUCCAAGUAGCAGUUCAGAUGCCUGGGCAGACGUGAAGUCCAUAAAUACUCAAUAUGUUUGUUGAUCUCAAUAUCAGUUUGAGGGAAUACAAUAUGUUGAUCUGUUUUUUUUUUUUA
Molecule: messenger RNA, 2413 nt
Organism: Oryza sativa Japonica Group (Japanese rice)
Lineage: Eukaryota; Viridiplantae; Streptophyta; Magnoliopsida; Poales; Poaceae
Source: RefSeq, a predicted model, not a curated record